Lingula anatina is the source of this 589-nucleotide messenger RNA. RefSeq lists its product as uncharacterized. The record is from RefSeq and is a predicted model, not a curated record. Lineage: Eukaryota; Metazoa; Brachiopoda; Lingulata; Lingulida; Lingulidae.
AGUCACAUCAGAAGCAAUGACAGGACAAGUACCUGUGGCUGUCGCCAUCAGUGGCUGGAUAUCUACAGCUGUGGUUCUGAUCUUGGUGGGAGUCGUUAUCGUUGUCAUAAAAAGAAGGGGGAAUCCUAUUCCUCAGCCGUUUGCUGACACUUAUCACAGCGACACCCCUGGCUUGAACCAAAACAGUCUGAGUCCGUCAAACAGUGCUGAUAGGGAGGACGAGUAUAUGUCACUGGAGGAUAAAACGAUGUCAACAGUUAGCCGCGUGGCUGAGUAUGUUAACGUUAAUGACAGCGAUUAUACUGCUCUUGGGAUGCCAGCAAACGAAAGUAAUCAACGACAACCAAAAGCCGCUGGCAUAUAUCAAAACGAAAUGUAACUUGUUCAAGCUCCUGUGCGGAAUGAUAAGGGACUAAACUGCGUAACAUCAUACUUAAUUAACUGUGAAAUUCAAGGCAUAACACAGAGCUUUCAGAGGGUCCCCGUGGCACAGGAACAAGUGUCAUGUACCGGAGAGGCCCCCGCAUUAGAUAGGUUCUAGCCCACUGAAUUGUAUAUGUAUAGGUUAGCCCCGCCCUUUAUUCUGACC